CGCCCCCCGCGCCAUGUCGGCCGAGAGGCGGCCGCGCUCGGGCCGCGGCGGCGAGGGCAUCAAGUUGUCAGCAGAGGUCAAACCAUUUGUUCCAAAGCAUGCGGCGGUAACUGUGGCAUGGUCAGAACCCUCAGAAGCAUGUGUCUUUCCUAGGUACUUAACUACAUGCUACCCAUUUGUUCAGGAACCAUCUUUGGAUAAUGUUCUGGGAGAUGCUGCCUUCCGUGAAUACUCCAGCUGCUCUCACUCACCUGAUGUUGUUGCAAAUGUGUAUCCAGUAGCUGGCUCACAGUAUCAGUCUCACAACUCAACACACUAUAAUGGUUCAGGAGUAGUCAGUGAAUCUGCUGAACAAGCAUAUCCAGUCAGACAAGAAAGUAAGAGUCUUUCAAAGCAGAGAAGAUCAAAAGAAGGUGAGAAAAAGCUGGACAAGAAAAGAUGUGAUGGAGGUGAAGCUUCUGUCAGAAUUGGGAACAGAACUUCAUUCCAGAGUUCUACAUGCAGCAGAGAUUCCGUCAAACCAGACAGGUUCAGUAAAGCUACAAACAAGAAGUCAUCUGAAACUCCAAAAGCAGAAUCUCAUCCUGUACCCACAUUUGAAGCUAGCAUUCUGGAUUUCCACGAGUCACAGAGUUUGGGAAGCAGUGAGAUACUGAAUGUACACCAUAAAAAUACACCAGAAGAUACUUCUGCAAAAAGCAAAGUUUCACCAAAAGCUUCAGAUGAAGCAGGAGCCAAUUUAAUUCCAUCUUCGCUUGAUGGUAGGGCCCCUGCAGAUGGCUCUGCUCAGCCACACGUGUCUUGGGCCUCGGUACUUUUGCAGCCCCCAAAGAAAAUUGUUUCAUCACCAGCGUCUGAAAGUCUUUCCAGAGGCAAAGGGAAGCAGGAGAGUGAACCAAAGCAGUCAGAAACAAAAAAUAUUGCAAGUGAAACUGAGCCUGAAGAAGGAUCAGAAAAGAAGAAAAAAAAGAAGAAAAAGAAGAAAAAACUGAAGUCACCCACUGAUGUAGAAAGACCUCAAAGUGAAUCUAACACAGUACAGGAACCACCAAAGAUUGAGGAUGUUGAGGAGUUUCCUCAUCUGGCAGCUGCUUCUGAUAGGAGAAACAGGGUAGGACCUCAGAAACCAUCCUUUACAUCUGCAGUCAGAAAGCAGUCUGAAAUCCAUCUCUCCGAAGAGCCUUGUGAUAGUCAGUCUCCCUCUCUGGAUGAAACUCCCAAGGUGGAUGGACUGUCAGGGAAACAAGCUUCAUCUUCUGUAUUAGAAAGAAAGAAAACUCAGGAAACAUCCAGGAGCAGUGGUAAGAAGAGUCAAAUUCCAGUGCAGUUGGAUUUGGGUGGCAUGCUUGCAGUCUUGGAGCAGAAGCAGCAAACAGAGAAGGCAAAACAGUCUCCUAAACCUGUGGUAUUUUCAGUUGGUGGUGCUGUACCAUUGCUAUCUAAAGACCCUGCCACCGCCACGAGAAGUCACCGUUUAAACCAAGGAAAGAUGCCUCAUAAUCCCUUGGAUUCCAGUGCUCCUUUGGUAAAGAAAGGGAAACAGAGAGAAGUACCUAAAGCAAAGAGACCAACACCCCUUAAAAAGAUUAUUCUGAAAGAAAGAGAACAAAGAAAACUGCAGCACCUGUUAGAACAGAAAGCAGCACCAAAAGAUGAAGAUAACAUUUGUCAGACAGAAGGAAAUGUUACUGAAAAUGCCACACUUCUACAGGAUAAUCAAGCAGCUCUUCCAGAAACUCAAGUUGCUGAAGGGUUUCCGGAGCACACGGGGAUCAAGGAAUCUAAAGAAGGUUCUGUGGCUACAAAGCAGCUAACUGUCACUCUUCCAAAAAUCCACAGCAGGAAUUUUAGAGAUUACUGCAGCCAGGUACUUAGUAAAGAAGUUGACAGUUGUGUGACAGAUCUCUUGAAGGAACUGGUUCGUUUCCAAGAUCGCUUGUAUCAGAAAGACCCAGUGAAGGCCAAGAUAAAGCGCAGGCUUGUUAUGGGUCUUAGAGAAGUCCUGAAACAUCUGAAGCUGAAAAAACUGAAGUGUGUAAUCAUCUCUCCUAACUGUGAAAAGAUUCAGUCAAAGGGUGGGCUGGACGAGACCCUACACAACAUUAUUGACUGUGCCUGUGAGCAGAACAUCCCCUUUGUUUUUGCCCUAAAUCGCAAGGCCCUGGGCCGCUGUGUGAACAAAGCAGUGCCUGUGAGCGUGGUGGGAAUUUUCAGUUAUGAUGGGGCUCAGGACCAUUUUCACAGAAUGGUACAGCUGACAACAGAGGCUAGGAAGGCCUACAAAGAUAUGAUAGCAGCUCUAGAGGAAGAAGCUAAAGCAGGACUAAGAGAAACCCAACCUAGCAUCUUAACUCCUGAAUCUGAAAAAAAUGGCUUGUUAGAAACUAGUAAAACAUCUUCCAAGGACUCAGAUGAGGAUGUACCAAAUUACAUUAAAGUCUGGAAGAGAAAACUUGAAGAAGAAUAUAACCCAUACGCACUAGAAUUGGAAAAGAGUGCAGCUGCUGACAUGGGAAUACUGAAUUUGGAAGACCAUCAGUAAAUCCAGAUCCAGCUCUAUUGGGCUUUUAUUUUUUUCUGUUAGAUCCCUAGGAAGAAGGUAGCAAAAAUAACAAUGUAAAGAAAUAUCUGAAGUUAGCUAAGCAAACUGUUCUGAAUCCCUUAAAGCAAAAUGUACACUGGAGCACAUGAGGCACUGGUUAAUGUUUUUAUGUUGUGUGUGUUUCUCUGAUUAUUUUAGCAGGUGACAACACCAAAUUGUUGUAAGCCCAAACCACUUGAACUGGCUUAGCAUACUUUAAUGAUUAUAUGGACUAGCAUUGAUUUCUUGGGGUAGAAUAUACCAAAAGAAUCUGAUAGAAAAAUAAGUUUCUUCUGGAAGAGAUUCCUUGAGCCAGGGGAGUUGCCCUUAAUUUUUAACUCCGGCAUAAAAAACUUCAGCUGUUGUUUGAUUGUGGGUUUGUUCUUAGUUUUUCUUCUAAAUAAGUCUGCUCAGAAGGGCAGGCUGCUAUCAAUGUCACUUUAUUCUAGUCACCAACAAAUUAAUUUGAGGCAGGUAGCUUGAUGUAAACUAAUUAAGGAAGGACAUGAUGACAGAGUUCCUUGUUGGCUCUUCUGUGUUGUUCUUUGGGGAUCAUACAUCAGGUGUUGAAGGAGAUAGCACAGACUACAAGGGUCUGAAAUUCCUUAAGUGAAUGUGCUCUGUUUAGACUUUUUAUAAAUUUGAUGUUUCUCUUGCUAGUGAGAGUACUUUAUCAUACAUCCUGCUUUGAAGUUAAAGGAUAUUGCAGGGCAGCAAAUGUGCUAGCCUGCUUAUCUGUACUUUCUCCUUGCUAAGACUCCUCAUUCCUUCAGUUUGGGGUUGUAUUGGUAUAUACAUCUAUGAGUUUUUGAGCAAUCCCAGUUUGUAUCUAAAUAGAAGAAAAUUUAUAUCUUAUAAGAAAUGAAGUUUGUAUCCUAGAGAAAAUAAAAUUUUAAAAACAAAA
This is a messenger RNA of Melospiza georgiana, 3485 nucleotides long. RefSeq names its product SECIS binding protein 2 (gene SECISBP2). Bases 14 to 2542 code for a protein of 842 amino acids. The transcript is spliced from 18 exons. Gene Ontology annotation, biological process: selenocysteine incorporation. Gene Ontology annotation, cellular component: ribonucleoprotein complex. Gene Ontology annotation, molecular function: mRNA 3'-UTR binding; selenocysteine insertion sequence binding; ribonucleoprotein complex binding. The record is from RefSeq and is a predicted model, not a curated record. Lineage: Eukaryota; Metazoa; Chordata; Aves; Passeriformes; Passerellidae.